AUGUCGAACACUAAGAUCCCUCCCGCCAACGGUCUCAAGAUUCUGCAUGCUCUUGCUAAUGAAGAUGUCGAGAAUCGUCCUGCUUCGACAACAACAGAGAAUAUUGGAUUUGAGCAGACUGAAGCACCAUCAUCUACUGAGCUUCCCAAAUGCGUUCAAGCAUCGAACAGUGCCCUGAAAAGUGAUUUGGUAAAACUUCCAGCGGACUUGGAGUCUUCCUCGUUGACUUCAGGAGACCGCGGCGCUUCAAGCAGUAUUGUCUCUACUGUCGCCUCAAGCAAACCAUCAACAGUCAACCCUGCCAUAGUACAGCCUGCAUCCGAAACGAUCGGCGGUGAAGAUGCCGACGAUGGAUCUGAUGCAAGCACACUUGUUCUGCAAAGUACCACAACAUCCUUAUCAGGAUCCAUCAGCAUUGUUACCGAAGAUUCAGACGGCAGUAACGUAUCUUCGGAUGGAUUAACUCCCAAGAAGCCUGGUUCCGUAGACAGCGAUGCAACGAAACCAAUCGUGGGCAGUCAUAGAAAUGAUUCUCCUUCAGACGUCAACAAGCUAGAUGUCAAUUCGCUCGGGGUUAUUGGGAGAAACCAAGAAAUAUCCAUCCUUAGACGCUGCUUCCAAAGGUUGUUAAGCUCUGACGAUGAGAAUGACUCUUGUGACAAACAAUCGGUCUCUCAAAAUGAGCUCGUUUUCAUUUCAGGCUUUUCCGGGAUUGGCAAGUCGACAUUAGCACAGUCGCUCCAACCUGACGUAGCAUCGAUAGGUGGAAUAUAUGUGGAGGGAAAAUACGCAUUUUCGUCGAUCGACGAGCCUUACUCUGGCGUGGCACAAGCUUUUGGUGACUUAUGCAGCAAGUUUAAGUCCUGUGCUCCAGAAGUAAUUUCAAGUAUUGGGAAGACGAUACGAGAUUCCAUGCACGAAGAAGCUAAUAUGCUGAUGGAAUUGAUCCCAGAGCUAUGCAUUUUCCAGCACUCUGAGGAUGCGACUACCAGCACUUAUUAUAGUGGCGCAAAUGCAGCAGAAAACGACCACGAACUGUGGAAAUUUGCGUUCCGCAUGUUGACUAGGAUACUUGGGUCACGCUUCUAUCCCAUUGUGAUUGUUCUAGACGAUCUUCAGUGGGCUGAUAUAUCGUCGCUCGAUAUUUUGGAUUGUUUGAUAUCUGACGUGGAGAAUCCACGACCUUUGAUGAUUAUUGGAUGCUACCGAUCCAACGAAGUCGACGAGAAUAGCAUGCUCUUCAAUCGCAUUCGAACACUCCAAGAAAAAUGCACAAAGUUUGGUUUUCGGAUCACGGAUAUUGAACUGCAAAACUUUGAUCCUGACGUCGUGAACAAGAUGAUUAUGACGGUGUUGUCCAGUGACAUCAAAUCUAUUAAUAAUGAAUCAAAGACUCGGGAUCUGGCGGAAGUUUGCUACAAACGUACACUGGGUAAUCCGUUUUUCGUAAUCGAGUUCAUUAAGAUGCUUUGUACUAAGGGUUUGUUGGAGACUCGUUCGGGACAGUGGGUGUGGAAUGUCAAACAAAUCGAAGAUGAGACCAUAUCGGCGGGCAACGUUACCGACUUGCUUCAAGCGCCAAUGAGGAAACUUCCUCACGAUAUGCAAUUGCUAUUGCAAUACGCAGCCUGCCUUGGACCUUCGUUUACUUUUUCGACGUUGAAGUUUGUUUGGAAGAACCAUGCGAUAUUGAUCUUGGAGAGUGCAGAUCCGGAUGUGGCUGGCAUCCUACACGUGCUUGAGGAAGCAAAUCUGUUGGUGACUUCUAGACCAGGAGAGCUCGAAUGGGUUCACGACAAGGUCCAAGGGGCAGCUUUGUCGCUAUCAGACUUGGUUACUCCUUGGUUCCAAUUCGGACUCGGUGUUUGUCUUUACGAAGGCUUAAGCGAGUCGCGCCUUGAGAAGCAGCUAUUUGCGGUUGUCGAUCUUAUUAAUAAAGGCAACAUGACCGAAAGAUUCGAUCUCGCUGCGCUGAAUCUGCGAGCCGCAAAGAAGGCUCGCAAGAUGGCAGCCUUUCAAAGCGGAGAGCGAUACGUCGCUAAUGGCAUUAGACAACUACCUGAAGACGAAAUGUGGACCACAUCUCGCUAUCUGACACUAGAACUCUAUUCGCUUGGUGCAGAAAUGAAUGUGACACUUGGCAAUAUAGGUGCGGCGGAGAAAUACAUUCGAGUAGUAUUGGAUCGGAAGGAAUACUCACCAAUGGAGACAAUGCAGCUGAGAAUGAUGAAUGUGAAUAUACUUGAAAGUGUAGAACUCAGGCCUGCUGAUGCAGUUAGCUACGCUGUUCAAACAUUGAGGGACAUCGGGUACGACUUUGUUCGGAGUAAAAAAUUGAGCCCUGCUGAAGUGUUGGCCGUCGUGAUGAAAACCGGCAAGCGGCUGGAAAAACUGCCUGUUGAUCAUUUCGAAAAAGCUGGGUACAUGGAAGACGAACGACAGAUAGGAAUCGUGAAUAUGCUGUCAAGGCUCCAAAUAGCUGCAUACAACGGGAGCGAUAUUUUCUUCAGCUUUUUGUGCGUUUGCAAGGUUAUUGAGCUUACUGUUGAUCAUGGUAUCUAUGUUCUCUCUGCAGCAAGUUUUGCUAGUCUCGGAGCCGCGACUAUGAUUACGAAGAACGACCAUGCGUUAUCUUUGCAUUUAUGUAACAUUGCCUUUUCAAUACAAAAGAGGUUUGGAAUACGGAAUGCUGCUGAAACAAUCCACAUCAGUUGGGGCUUUGUGCUUUGUAUUGUACAUCCAUUGUAUGAAGCGCUGAACCCAAUGCUUGAAGGGUACUCGAAAGGGAUGAGGGAAGGAGAUACCAAAAGGGCCACUUUCAAUCUACUUGUUCGCUAUAUGUUCUUGCCAUACAUUAUGGGCCGCCCGCUUGGUUCCAUCCUUAACAAGCUGGAAAAGAUUGAACCGCAACUGGAGGAAUCAAAGCAAACGAAGGUACUACUACAACUUCGAGUUUGCUGGCAGAUGAUGAUAAAUCUACAAUUACGGCCUAGUGAAGCUGCAAAGAAACUCGAAGGAGAAAAGUACAGUCAAUCUUCGGACAGCUUUGCGGGCGUCCCGAGCAAAGUCGCCACUGAAAAUCUAGCAACAGGGGAACUUCUUCUUUUCUUCUCGGACCAUGCAGCACGCACAAAGCUGUUGAUGGGAAAAGAGAAGGGGAACUCAUAUACCGAACAACUUAAGGGAUAUUUUGUUGGUCGCAUCGAGACAUUUCAUCGAGGUAUUGCUUGGUUUGCAAUGGCACGACAGACGGGAGAUCGAAAGUUCAGGUCCGAAGCAAUAAAAAUUAAGAAGCAAAUCUCGAAGUGGUCUGAAGCAGGAGAUCCCAAUGUCAAGCACUACGAUCUCAUGUUGACCGCGGAACUGGCAGCGUUGGACAAGAAGUAUGACUACGCAGAUAAGAUGUACAAGCAGGCCAUAUCUCAUGCGGUAGGGAAUGAUCACCUCCACCACGCUGCUCUUUUUCAUGAGAGGUUUGCCGAGUAUCGAUUACAGAUGCGUAAUGAUCGAUACGAUGCAAUGCGCCACAUGGACCAAGCGAUUUGGUAUUACACUGAGUGGGGUGCUGUUGGUAAAGCCGAACAGCUUAAGAAUGUCGUCCAGAAAUGGUGA
This is a messenger RNA of Cylindrotheca closterium, 3612 nucleotides long. The record is from the annotation of a GenBank genome assembly. Lineage: Eukaryota; Bacillariophyta; Bacillariophyceae; Bacillariales; Bacillariaceae.